Aspergillus calidoustus is the source of this 915-nucleotide messenger RNA. The record is from the annotation of a GenBank genome assembly. Lineage: Eukaryota; Fungi; Ascomycota; Eurotiomycetes; Eurotiales; Aspergillaceae.
AUGAUGAAGACAAGUGCUACAGGUAUUCCAUUGCGAAUUCUGACACACAACAUUCGAUACGCAACAUCUCAUCCGUUCAAGGGCGAGCGACCCUGGGAGGAGCGGGCACCAUAUCUACUCAAUGAACUUCUCUAUAACACACGCAACCAGGAUUCGUUCAUAUGCCUGCAAGAAGUCCUCAAUAAUCAGUUGAUCGAUGUGCUGUCCGGUUUGAAUUCGGGCACGCCAGAGGAUGAAAACAACACAUCCAGCCCAAGCUGGGCCUACAUUGGAGUUGGCCGCGAUGAUGGCUACAAAGCCGGUGAAUAUUCGCCCAUAAUUUACCGUCCCUCGGUCUGGGAACUUCGGCAUUGGGAAACCGUUUGGCUUUCGGAGACGCCAGAGGUUCCCUCCAAGAGUUGGGACGCUGCAUCGAUUCGCAUAGUGACGAUUGGCGUCUUCACCCACCAUGUUAGUCGUCAGACAGUCCUGGCGAUGAGCACACACUUGGACGACCAAGGGUCCCGCUCCCGGUUCGAAGCGGCCCACAUCAUUCUGCGCAAGAUCGAGGAAUAUCGGAAUGGGCGGUACGGUAAUAUGAUAUCCGGCAUAUUCCUGGCGGGCGAUUUGAACAGUCAAGAGAAUCAAGAAGCGUACUCGGUGUUGACAGCUCCAGAGUCGUCGCUGGCUGAUUCUAUCAACUUCGUGAAACCAGCUGCCCGCUACGGCUACCACACGACCUGGUCAGGCUUCGGAUAUGAAGGAUUGGUGCCUGGACGCAUCGAUUAUGUCCUUUUGGGGCCGGCUAAUAGGGCUGAAAGUCGUGAUCUGCCUUGGAAAAUCGAGGGCUAUGCCGUCUUGGAAAACGUAUUCGAGGAUGGGGUCUACAACUCGGACCAUCGCGCGGUAGUGGUCGAUGCGCUCCUGCGCGGCUGA